Messenger RNA from Vicia villosa (hairy vetch), 915 nucleotides. RefSeq lists its product as uncharacterized. The record is from RefSeq and is a predicted model, not a curated record. The transcript has a single exon. Bases 1 to 915 code for a protein of 304 amino acids. NCBI's taxonomy places the organism in Eukaryota, Viridiplantae, Streptophyta, Magnoliopsida, Fabales, Fabaceae.
AUGGUUAGCUCUGAUGAUCUGACGAUCAAGAAACCUCGGACCUCUCAUCCAAGGAGACCUAAGGAAUGUGUUCGUUCCAAGGCAACAAAGUCUUCAUCGUCCACUCCUCAUGAGGAUUUAACCAAGGAAGGAUCAAGGUAUGUUCACAAUGCCAUUGCUAAAAUUGUCAGUCGUAUCUUGGAUGAACAACAUCAAGUCCCUGGGAUAUCCGUCCCUCUGAACUCUAUAAUUCCUGAUCCUCCAAAAGAUUUCGGUGUGAAUCAAGAUGGUAGUACUCUGAAGGAGACUGAAGAUGUUUCUGAAGAUGAUGACAAUGUCCCUGACCAUGUCCCUGACAAUGUUCCUGACAAAGUCAAUAAUACUGAUGCUGAAGGAUGUGAUGGUGAUGUUGGUAAUGUUGGUGGUGGUACAGGUGCUUCUGGUACAAGUGUUAUUGAGUGUGUUGUGGAGGUUGACAACAUGUCUGAUGAUGAGCGGAUUACCUCUGUUAGUCCAAGCAUAGCCACGAGACUUGUGACAAGAAGGAAAGGGAAGGGAGUCAUGCAUAGUUAUCCUAAGAAGAAAAUUGUUGUGAAUAGUCUUGUCAAGAAGAAGAAUAUGGUUGGAAGUCCUGUCAAAAGGAAGGCUGUGCCCAAAAGCACAACCUGUGGGCCCACAAAACCUUGGAGCAAAGUUAUGCCUAAGAAGAGGAAGGUUGUUUUUCUUAAUGAGACUGAUUAUGAUGUCCCAAGCAAUGUCCCAGACAUCCCCCGCAUGAAGAAACCCUCUUUCAGCAAGCUGGCUGCAAGUGUUCCAGAUGUUCCCAUUGAUAAUAUAUCCUUUCACUUACCCUCAAAUGUGAACAGGUGGAAGUAUGUGUUCCAAAAAAAGGUUGGCCCUAGAAAGGGAACUUGCAAAGAAUGUGUUGGAGUGUAA